Molecule: messenger RNA, 2915 nt
Organism: Hyalella azteca
Lineage: Eukaryota; Metazoa; Arthropoda; Malacostraca; Amphipoda; Hyalellidae
Product: extensin
Exons: 4
Coding region: 83-2554 (823 amino acids)
Source: RefSeq, a predicted model, not a curated record
GAGAAGUGAAUCCGCAGAUUGGAAUCAUAACAAACACUUGCAUGAAAUAUUCCACUGACUUCACCCAUAAACUUUGUAAGACAUGCCUCGUAGGAAGCGUAGUGGUGGUUCGAAACGACACGUCACAGCUGAUAAGAUAACUUCUCAAGCAUCGCCGGAGCUAGGCAGUCCACUGGAAGAAACUCCUGCGCAAGACAACCCCGAGGACGUUCCUUUUAACCUCGAUCCUGAUCAUCCGCAGCAGAUUGUAGAGAACAUUGCCGAUUCUCCCGAGCCUCCAAAUGAAGGCAACCAAAUAGCCCAGGGUGAUGAUCUUGUGCAUGCAUUAGAAGGCCCAGAAUUGGGUGCAGCUCUGAACGAGCCAGUCGAAACUGCGUCGAUAGAUUCCAAUGAAGCUGCUUGUGGGAGUCCGAGCUCGAACAGGAGCGUUCACGAUGACAGCCGACCAGCAAGUCGAUCCGACAUAGAGACGAUGAUCAUUGAACAAGCGUUUGCUAUGGAGUACCUUGAUCUGGCCAAUGACCCGAUACCCGAAGAGGAUGUUGACCAUAAUCUUGACGAACCAUCGUUUUCUGGCGGUUCUGUUCGAUUGCGGCAAGAACUUGAACUUGUUGAACGAGUUGGAGAAUAUGAAGGAAUGUUGCUCCCUGUUGAUGAACAGGAGGAUAAUGGUGACAAUGACGACGAAGACGUUGUUGAUGAUAAUGGUGACUAUGACGACGAAGACGUUGUUAAUGAGAAUGGUGACUAUGACGACGAAGACGUUGUUGAUGAUGAUGGUGACUAUGACGACGAAGACAAUGUUGAUGAUAAUCGUGACGAUGACGACGAAGACGUUGUUGCUGAUAAUGACGAAUACGUUGAUGAUUAUGACUACGAUGAAGAUGAUGACGUUGACAUUGAGAUGAUGAAUCUUGAAGGCGCAUCUACUCUUCCUCCCGAAGAGCCAGGAACUUCGAACUCAAGUAAUGUACCUGCCGAAGAGACGGCUUCUGCGCAAAGCUCGAGAAGCAGCAGGCGACGCGAGAGGAAAGGAACUCUAGUUUGUGAGAGAUGUGGAGAUAGAUUUCCUGCUAGGCUCCUCCCGAAGUUGCAAGAGGGUUUGGCAGCAGUCGAUACUCCCGUGAUCAUUACUCAAGCCCCUCGCUCGCCCACCGCCCCAGUGGCGCCAGACACUCAAAGCACAUCUGGCAUAUCAACAGGAACUAGGAACAGCGACGAGGACUCCGGAACUUCAUCAUCCCGAGCGUCAACACCUGCGGUCUGUCCACACUGUCAAUCCAUUGAGCCUCCUCGUAGCGCAUCUGAUACAAGUUUGCCGUCGGCCGGCUCUUUCUCGGCUGCAAUGGAAGAAACCAUCGCACCAAAUGUUACCAUAGAUAGGCAAUACGGGCACAACCUUCCUGGCUAUGACACUGAACGCGUGCCUAGUGCGCCUCCACCAGUUUAUCCUCCCCUAGCAUCUCCCCAACGUAGACCGGCAUCGAGUGGGCCUUACCAUUAUCACUAUUCUCCGGACAGUAGACCAGAAAGUUCUUGCGUCAUUAUUCCUCCCCCCUUGUCACCACGGGAUGGUCAGCGCUCGAGCAGCUCCCAUCCUCGUCGCACGACUCCAGACAGCAGAGCUGGGUCAUCAGGCAGCGCUGCUUACGGCCAGCUUCCAGGAGUUCAAGAAAAUGUCACUGGUCCGUCAGAUUCGCCAGUUCAUCCACAUUCUUCACCCGAAGGGCGACGAAAUACUAGAGGCGAACGGUUCCAUUCGCACGGAUCGUCUGGUACGCCUCCUUCACCUACUAUUGAGACACGGAGCCCCUACACCCCUCCUCCAGGUGGACCUUCAUUCCCAUACAAUCUUAUACCGCAGGAGUCGGUUAUUCCUCCUCCAAUGGGUCAACACCCUAUCUCCCCUCAAAGUGCUUCAAUGCUUUCAUAUGCUGGUCUUCCCGCGCUUGCGCUAAGGAUGGGUAUCCACAGCCCCGAAUCGCGACACUUGUCACCACCCUUGGAUGGACAACGUAUUUCUCCCCAAAGUAGUUCUUCAAUGCCACCUUAUGUUGGACUUCCAGCACAAAGAAUGAGUAGCCAGAGCCCCGAAUCGCGACACUUGUCACCGCCCUUAGAUGGACAACACCGUAUUUCUCCCCAAAGUUCUUCAAUGAUUCCUUAUGCUGGACUACCUGCGCAUUCACCCAGGAUUAGUACCCAAAGCCCCGAAUCGCGACACUUGUCACCACCCUUGGAUGGACAACACCGUAGUUCUCCCCAAAGUUCUUCAAUGCUUCCUUAUGCUGUACUUCAUGCGCAAAGGACGAGUAGCCAGAGCCCCGAUUCGAGACACUUGUCAUCACCAACGUUGAGCACAAGUUCCCGAACUGUGUCCGGCGAGGCUGGUAGUCCCAUGCGACAACGUCCUGUGACGAGCCCUUCGCGUGUAGCUCCUUAUGGAGCUUCACCCCGCCGAGCUCUAAGAAGGCUGCAGCUCGACGAAGAGACGGAGAACGAAGGCGAGGAAGAGACACAAGAUGCUGUUGUCCCUAGUGGAACGGAUAUUUAGAUGCAGGAGUGUUACGAUAAAAGACUAGCACAUUUUAUGAAAGUUUUAGGCCUUUGCGCGUCAAACCAUUUUAAUAAAUUGGACCCAGAAUUUUCGACGAAAAAUAAGCAUGCAUCACAAGAUUGGUUCCUGGCUAAAUAUUAAAAGUUGGAAACCUAAAUUUCUCAAACGGAAGUAGAGUUCUCCAAUAACCGGCUUGAAUAGAAUUUUCUCCUUCUUCGUCCAUAGGAAGCGCGUUUUGAUUACAUUCAAGUCGACAAUUCCCAUACUCAACUCUGCACCUCUUGCCUAGCUCCACCGAAAAAUUUUCUGUUGUAUCCUGCGUGUCAACAGCAAUAGAAUAUUGCUGUUGGUGUGGUCU